AUGUAGUUCCUCAUCUGUUUGGCUCUGUUCGUCGCUGUGGCUCAGGCUCAUGUUGUGGCCCCCGUUGCCACCUAUGCCGCUGCUCCUGCCCUGACCUAUGCCGCUCCCUCAGUCUACUCGGCAGCGAUUCCUCGUGCCUACACCGCAUAUGCUGCAGCUCCAUCCGUUUACUCCGCCUCUUACGUUGCGCCUUCGGUGUACUCCUCGUAUGCCGCUCCAAUUACCACCUAUGCCGCUGCUCCCGCCGUUGUCUCCACGCUGCUGAAGAAGUAAAUCGAUCAAUCCGAAUCCGAAUCCACAUCCGAGUCCAAAAACAUGAUAUGCAAAUUGAAAUAUGUCAGAAUAAAUUGAGCUGAAAUUAAGA
Drosophila sulfurigaster albostrigata is the source of this 364-nucleotide messenger RNA. RefSeq names its product cuticle protein 16.5. The transcript has a single exon. Lineage: Eukaryota; Metazoa; Arthropoda; Insecta; Diptera; Drosophilidae. The record is from RefSeq and is a predicted model, not a curated record.